This is a messenger RNA of Caenorhabditis briggsae, 885 nucleotides long. Bases 1 to 885 code for a protein of 294 amino acids. NCBI's taxonomy places the organism in Eukaryota, Metazoa, Nematoda, Chromadorea, Rhabditida, Rhabditidae. The record is from RefSeq and is a predicted model, not a curated record. Gene Ontology annotation, cellular component: mitochondrion; nucleus. Gene Ontology annotation, molecular function: uracil DNA N-glycosylase activity. The transcript has 2 exons. Gene Ontology annotation, biological process: base-excision repair, AP site formation via deaminated base removal; base-excision repair.
AUGAUGGAGGUUCGCGCCAAAAAAGCAAAGGAGCUAGAUGAAGAAUUGCAGAAGCAAUGCCUUGAACUGGGUCUUACUCUUGGUGUUGAUGGUGAGAAAGAAGCCGAUUCCAGUGCAACGGAAAAUCAACCAAAACCUGAAUUGAAUGAAGAGGAAAAAGAGAAAAGAAGAGAAGAGGGAAGAACCAUCAAAACAGAAAUUAAUCUAAAAGAAUUGCUCCAAAGUGAGUCGUGGUCACAGCUUCUGGAGGAAGAGUUCAAAAAAGGAUAUAUCUCCGAAAUCGAAAAGUUCUUGAACGAAGAAGUGAAAAAGGGAAAGCAAGUGUUUCCACCUCAAUCCCAGAUCUUCACAACAUUCAAUGUUUUGCCAUUCGAGGAAAUCAGUGUCGUUGUCAUUGGACAAGACCCAUACCACGGCGAUAAUCAAGCACACGGUCUUUCGUUUAGUGUACAGAAAGGUGUGAAACCUCCACAAUCUUUGAAGAAUAUUUUCAAAGAGCUCGAGUCGGACAUCGACGGAUUCAAGAGGCCUAAUCAUGGAAACUUGCUUGGUUGGACUCGGCAAGGCGUUUUUAUGCUCAAUGCAACACUUACGGUUCGUGCCCAUGAAGCGAAUUCCCAUUCGAAAAUUGGAUGGCAGACUUUCACUGAUACCGUCAUCCGGAUGAUAUCGGAGAAAUCAGAGAAACCAAUUGUGUUUUUGUUGUGGGGAAAAUUUGCACAAAAAAAGGAGGAGCAGAUUGACACUGAGAAGCAUGUAGUUAUCAAGACAGCUCAUCCGUCUCCAUUCAGUGCUCGUAUUUGGCGGGGCUGCAAAUGCUUUUCGAAAUGCAACACGGAGCUGGAGAAUUCAGGAAGAAACCCGAUUAAUUGGUCUGAUUUAUAA